Penicillium macrosclerotiorum is the source of this 483-nucleotide messenger RNA. RefSeq lists its product as uncharacterized. The record is from RefSeq and is a predicted model, not a curated record. The transcript is spliced from 3 exons. NCBI's taxonomy places the organism in Eukaryota, Fungi, Ascomycota, Eurotiomycetes, Eurotiales, Aspergillaceae. The coding region runs from base 1 to 483 and encodes 160 amino acids.
AUGAAGUUCUCGAUUGCCGCCGUUGUUGGCUUCGUCAGCGCCAUCAGUGCCACCAGCCUGCCUGCUGCGUUCACUCUGGUUGCCGAUGGUGGAAAGACUGUUCUGACUGAUGGCCAGAGCGCCUGGAUCGGUGCAAACACCACUAAUCACGAGAUCCUUAUCCUGCGUUCCGGUGGCGAUACUGGCCUCGUUUCCUUCACAUCCAAGUCUGAGACCCCUACAGGUUUCCAGAACCUUUAUAUCAUUGAGAACUCUGUCUCACCCGUCGGCCUGACCAUUCCUCACUCUGGCGCUGUCCCCGAGGAUGCUAGCACCACCAACUUUGGUGUCAACGACGACGGCUACUUCACCCACAAUGGCAACGCCUACUUUGCUAUUGAUGGCUAUGGAGAGAGUGCUGCCAAGGAGAUCUACUGGUACGGUGCUCACAACUCCGAGUACAUGGCGGUCAACCUUUGGGUCAAGGAAUGCAAGGGCUGCUAA